GAAGAAGCCUGGAGAAGAGGAGGAGUGAUAACUGGAUGCAGGAUGCGUUCAGGCUCCACACAUUAGAGGUAGGAUCAGUACAUCCAUGGGUAGGAUCAUAGCAUGGGUCGCAGCGAGGAGCUCAGUGACUUCCAGAGAGGCACCGUGGUCGGAUGUCACAUGUGUAAGAAGUCUGUCCGCGAGAUCUCCGCCUUGUUGAACCUGCCUCGGUCCACCGUCAGCGCGGUCAUCCUGAAGUGGAAACGUGGAGGCAUCACCACGGCUCUGCCUCGGAGCGGCCGACCACACAAGCUGAAGGAAGAGGACCGACAGGUGUUGGAGAAAGUAGCUCUGGAGAACUGCUCUCCGUCCGUGGAGGCGCUCACCGCCGAGUUUCAGACCGCCUCCGGGGCCACCGUGAGCCCCAGGACGGUCCGCAGGGAGCUGCAUGAGAUGGGCUUCAGAGGACGAGUGUCCACCUACAACAAGCCCAAAGGACGGGAGAAAGCAGAGAAGAAGCAGGCAGCUCCAAGCCAAGAUGAAGCCAAGGUGGACGUGUCUCGUCUGGACCUGCGCGUUGGACGUAUAAUCACAACUGUGCAGCUUCCAGAGGCCGACAGUCUGUAUUUGGAGCAGGUCGAUGUUGGAGAGGCUUCUCCCAGGACAGUGGUCAGCGAGCUAGCUAAGCACAUACCUCUGGACCAGAUGCAGAACCACAUGGCAGUCCUGUUGUGUAACCUGAAGCCAGCCAAGACGAGAGGAGUGUUGUCCCAGGCUAUGCUCAUGUGUGCCAGCUCGCCAGACAAGGUUGAAAUCCUUAAACCUCCAAGUGGAGCAGCACCAGGAGACAGAGUUACUUUCCAGGGUUUUCCAGGUGAACCAGACAAAGAGCUGAACCCCAAAAAGAAGGUGUGGGAACUGAUUCAGCCAGACCUACGCACGGAUGGCCAGUGUGUUGCAACCUACAAAGGAUCUGCCUUUGAAGUUGCCGGCAAGGGAGUGUGCAAAGCCCAAACCAUGAGCGACAGUGAAAUUAAAUAAACAGAGCUGCUCGAAAUAGAUCAGUGCAAGUCCCUGCAGCCAGACAGGAUCCAGAGUGUUGUGUAGAGUUCUAAGAAGAGUGGAGGCCGUUGUAGCAGCAUAUUAAUGCCCUUGGUUUUGGAAGGACAUGUCCAACAAUCACAUGGGUGUUAUGUCUGAGUGUUCACAUAGUUUUGUCCUGUAAGGAAGGAAACUGAUGAAGAAGUGAAGAGCAUGUUGCCCUCUGUUGGAUGGACAUGAACAUUACUGUUACAUUUUUAUUGAAUAUCUGAAGUUCUGUAUUUGGCCAAAGGAGGGGGCACUUCAGUACUCCUGAUGAUGUACAGGAUGUGUGUGGUGAGAUAUGAGAACAUACAGCACACCUUCAUACCCAGCAUGGUGAAAGGAAAGUGGAAAGUCUUACAAAGAAUCCGUUUUGGUUGGGGAAUAUUUGAUAAAAUAUAAAUGUUUCACCUGAUGCCACAGUGCUCAUUUCCACUGAACAGUGGGAAAAACUCAACAGCACAGAAAUCCCUUUGAAAAAGACAGUUUUACUUUCUUUUGACAAUAUGAAAAUGAGUAGAGAAAUUACUGUAAAAUUAGUUACUUUUACCUAAUUAAAUAUGUUCUUAAGCAACUGCAGUUCUCAGUCAGUUCUUUGAGCUCCUUCAGUUUGAUGCUGGCAAAUUAUGGAAAUUAAUCAGUGUGAUUUAUAUAUCCACGUAAAUAGCCUGUCAAAUGUUUAAUUUCAAUGACGCAUAUUACAUAUUGCAAUAUUAUAUUACUUUUGUUUAUCUGUACAGUAGUUUCCCAGGAAUCCGAUGCAAUUGAAAACUGACAGCUCUGAAUCGUUUAUUUAGAUGUAAAUGUAGAUGUUUGUUACUUCAACAAAGAUGUUUCGUAUCCAUCCUGCUACUGCAGAUCGUCACUCUGCUCUUAAGAUGUUGUAACAGGUUAGUGAAACCUUAGAUUUUAUAUGUCCUGCUUCAUGUAACAUGUUUGUGUCUCAGCUUUCAUGCAUGAUUGCUAAUAAGCCUGUUUAUCAUUUGAAGCGCAAAAAAUGAUUGGUUUUAAAACAAGCUGCCUUUAUGGUUUUUCCCCUGUAGUUCAAACCAAGUCCAUAAAAUGACCAAACUCAAACACACACACAGUUCUUCUUCCCUUAUUUUAAAGGAAGAAGUGAAAACUGCAUGUGAAGAAUGGGGAUGUGAUCCAGUAACUAAGAAGUGGAACAAACAAUUGUUUGACAGAACAGGAGGACCGAGAGGGAAUGGUAUCAACCUUUUCAUAUACAUAGUAUUCAUUACCUUUUCAUAGGCUAGAGAAGUAAGCCAUGAAACUUCUUUCCCAGAUACUAGAAGAAAACCCAGAUUCAUUUCUCAUAAAAAGGAAAUUCUUAAUGUUUUUUAUUCUUCUGUAGAUGGUGUAGAAUGGAUCCAGGGGAAUUGCAUAGUAUCUGUCGAAACCACCUGAUUACAUGAAUGUUUUAGUUAUUUUUUGAUUUGUGACUUAAACAGCCUUAAAUGUAAGUCACUUUAACUCUUAGUCAUCAUAACACAAGACACGUUGUGAUUAUUUGAUCAGAUUAUCAAAGUAUGACCCAAUGGACCUACCUAUGUUUUGUGUUGUACAAAGUUUUGAUCUAUCUUCCAUGAAAACUGAUGCAAAAAGUCUGUUUACAAAGUGGUGAGUCAGGGUCUGUUACUGGAGCAGGAGAUACUUGAUAUGUUUUGUAAAUGUUGGUGGAAAUCUCUCUGUUUUCUGUUCAGAUUGCUGAAUAAACGAAGGGCCCGGAGGAGACAAGAA
Sebastes umbrosus (honeycomb rockfish) is the source of this 2805-nucleotide messenger RNA. Its product is annotated as aminoacyl tRNA synthase complex-interacting multifunctional protein 1-like. Gene Ontology annotation, molecular function: tRNA binding. The record is from RefSeq and is a predicted model, not a curated record. NCBI's taxonomy places the organism in Eukaryota, Metazoa, Chordata, Actinopteri, Perciformes, Sebastidae. The coding region runs from base 103 to 1020 and encodes 305 amino acids. The transcript is spliced from 4 exons.